CAGAAGAAAAAUGCUGCUUUUCCUUUAUUUUUUUUAGUAGUUUACAUUUACAUGGCCACUUAAGACUGCUGCAUCAUCAGUGGUGAGGGAAACUGGGCAAGGAGAUCUUUAUGAAGUUUUUAAAAUAAUGGGAAAUAGAAGCGCAUAUCAUUUUUCAGCGUAAAGUCCAAAAAAUUUCAUUAUUGUUUCAAAUGAUAAAAGAAAAAUAACAAGAAAAUCCAAUUUGUGAGUCAUAAACAUCUUAUCAUAUAUAAAUUGGAGAUCCAGAUUAUGUAGUGUUUGCAAAGUUAAUGCGACAUCACUCUGUGAUCGGAAGAAAGUUUAUGAAUUAUGUUGGAAGCAAGUGAUUAACUGCAGGAUAGCAGGAAUCACCCACAUAUAUAAAUUGUGAAUGUUUGGGUCAUUUUGCCCAUACCCUCAGGAGAGCUCUUCUGUUGUGGUAUUAAGGUAGAAAUACUCUGAUAACAAAUGGGAAUAAUAUCUAAUUUUUAUAAUAAGACAUCCAUAUAUUAAAUAUUCCAAUGUUUGAAUAUGCUUGUGUUAGAAAAUUGUCUAUCCUUGCUCUGUCAAGUUUUUAAGAUAAACAAAUGUAAAUAAUUCUACUUGUGUAGUAUUCUGCACAAUGGAAAUAGCCCUUGAACUAAGUAUUCCAGUAAUUGGUUGGCCUACAAUUGCCUCAUCUAUAUUACUCUGAAUAGCAUUCACCACUCCUUCACCAUACAUGGCUCUUUUUUGUUUAUGGGGAAAUGAGAGGUUUCAGUCACCUUUCAUUUUCUUUUUGCCAGGUCACAUUGAGUGACAAUAGUAUCAUGUUACAUAACCACUCUUCCCCAGGUGUUUUGUCUCCAUAUGCAAGUUGUCAAACUGAGAGAGUUCUUUCUCAUUCUCACAAGUAGAGAGUGAGUGAAUGAGAGAGAGAGAGAGCGCGAAUCUCACGGUGCGGAAAGUUGUUAGACACCUGGAGCUUGCCAUUCCUCUAUUACAGAAACAGAGUAAUAGUAGGAGUCUUGAAAAUCACUUGCCCCUCUGGCUCUUUCUGGAACUACAGUUUACAUUGAAGCAGCUGCCUGCUCUGCCUAGCAAUGCUCAGCACAGCCAUCUAAGAACAGAUGCAGUAGUAGGAACAGCUUCUCUUCAGGGAUAACCACUUGCCUACUGCAGACUUCCAACAUUACUCUAGACAACGAAGCAGGAAAGAUCAACCACAUGAUGGGGAUGUUGCAGGUAUGGACACAGCGAGAUGGGACAAAGUAAAGGGAACAGACAAAGAUGAAGGGAUCCAUGACCAAGAAGAAAAUAUGCUAUUUUUUUAGAUUGUGGCAAUUUUAUUUGAUCAUAUCUUAUUUCCUUGGCAGAGAAGGGCAUAUCGAAAGGAGGGUGAGUCUACUUUAAACCCUUUUGGGAGGAGGGGAAGAGACUUAUGGGCUGAGUAUGGAAACAUACCAGCAGUCUUCCCCCCACCCCAUGCCUGCUGUAAGUAACUUUCUAAACUGUCAUUAGCUGAGGCAUUCCUGUGUGGAGUGCAGGACAUGGUUCCUGAAAUUCCUGUUACUGUAACAUGCAUUUCAGUACUUGUAGAUCUAAUUUCAUGUUUCUCUUUUUUUCCUUCCCCCUUAAUCUUAAGGUGAAAGUAGACUUGCAUGUAUCCUUGCCUCACAGCUACCCUCAUUCAGCACCGCAACUAUUUGCAAGAUCAAAUGCACUAGACAGACAGAAUCAACUGCAGCUCAAUAAACAUCUCACUUCUCACAUCAGUUCUUUGGAUUUAGGUGAACUGUGUGUAUGUGCAGCUGUGCAGUGGGUACGAGACAACAGUGCAUCUUAUUUCCAAAACAGUAACAUUGCUUUUGAAACUGCUCCAGAAGAAAAAGCAGUAAAAAUAUUUUUUCAUCGUAUGUGGAUCUAUAGCCAUCAUAUAUAUAGACAGGAACUGAAAAAGAAAAUCUUUGAUUGCGCAAAGCAAUUAAAUUUGACUGGUUUCUGCUUAACAGGGAAACCUGGUAUCAUCUGUGUGGAAGGGCUCAAAGAAAACUGUGAGGAGUUCUGGCAUGUUAUUAGAUAUCCUAACUGGAAACACAUUUCCUUCAAACAUGUUGAGAGUAUGGAAACUGAAGGAAAUGGGGAUAAGCUUCAUCUCUUUCGUACUUUUGAAGAUUUACAGUUCCAGGCACAUGGUGAUUAUGGACUCAGGAAUGACUAUCACAUGGAUCUUGGCCAAUUCUUAGAAUUCCUUAAACAGCAUCAAAGUGAACAUAUUUUUCAAAUAUUAUUUGGUGUUGAAGGCAAACAUUCAGACAAUCAAGUGCAUAACUAGUUUUAAUUUUGCACGACGUUACAAAUGAUUUUUUUUAAGUUCAUCCAUGGAUAUACUAUGAUUAAAAACUGAGUGAAAUUGAUAUAUUGUGCUUAUAGCUAUUAUAAUAAGGGAAACUAUGUAAAGUAAGAAAAUCAUGGUGCAAGGAUAGACCCUUUGCUUUUGUUUUAAAUACAUCAUAAGUAAGACCCUUUGUUUUCAGUUUAAAUCAAUUUUUACCAAAAAAAAU
This is a messenger RNA of Chelonoidis abingdonii (Abingdon island giant tortoise), 2543 nucleotides long. The record is from RefSeq and is a predicted model, not a curated record. NCBI's taxonomy places the organism in Eukaryota, Metazoa, Chordata, Testudines, Testudinidae.